ACUACCUGUAAGUCAGCUACAGAGUGGAAGCCCAGCAGGAUGUGCGACGAGGAGACGUUGAGGCACAGAUGGAGACGAGCCGUGUUGUCGAUUUUGGAAUUCCAGCUGCACAGCAGAAAGAGUCGUUGACCCUGCUGCCUCCAACAUUGAAGACGGAAGAAUCUUGUAUUGGAACCAACUCGUUGCUUGUCUAAAGGGAAAUAGUAGGGUAAAGGAUAACCAGAGUUCCAACAACUCAAACUUAAAAACUGACACAAGGAAGCAAAAGAUUCAUUGGUGGCCGUGGUACGGGGUAUGUUGUGUUCCUGAAGAACGGAGCCGCCGGCAGCAGAGCAACACCACUAUCUCUCACAAGGACAGAGGGGAGGUUUUCAAAACACUCCCAGCAAAAAACAAAGAAAUGGAGGUGAAGUUUCAAGAACUCAACACCGCAAAAAGCACAUAUCAGACAGAUUUGAGUCUGAAAAAGACAGACUGGGGGCCCCAGCAGGCUGCAUCUAUCAAGCAGAGCCAGCAGGUAUCAGACAGUCUUGGGUUCAGCGUCCACGAUGAGGUUGUUGCCGCCGGCGAUAAGAAGUUACGGUGGUGGCAAUGGCGCAAGAGAUGCCAAGUGGUGCCAACUCUUGAAGAACAACGCCAUCUGAAGAGCCACCCCAGCUCCCACCAGGACAAGGCGAUGGUGUUGGGGGGCCUGUCGGAUACUAAAACAAGCUGGAAGAAAAGGAAGAAAAAUGACGAUCAAAAAACAAAUGUCACAUCCACAAACCAUAGUGUCAGAAAUAAGCAGUACAAGUAUCUUGGGUUUCCCAACCCGGCACAGAUCUGCUACAUGAACGCCAGCCUGCAGAGUCUCUUGACUCUGGAGGACUUUGUUGAAGACAUCAGCCGUCAGGAGGCAAUUUGGAGGUCCAACUCUGAUGCUGCACUAAUCAGAGCAUUAAUGAACAUCAGUGCGUGUCACAGCUCCAGUGAUGUCCAGCAUAAAAUCUCCUGCCUUUUUUCGUUCAAGAACACUGUCUCCCUCUCUGCACCGGAGUUUCAGGAUGUCAGCCAGAAAGAUGCGCAUGAGUUCCUGACUUCCGUAUUGGAUCAAAUACGAAAUCUGAAACCAUCGCAGCAGAGGGUGGCGGCCAGUGUGGGUCGAGCCUACAAAUGCCCCGUGGAACACCACUUUGUGUUCAAGAUGCAGAACAUCAGGAUGUGCCUCACGUGUAAGAUGAAAUUCACCAGAGAUGAAGAAUUCACCAACCUGUCCUUAGACCUGUUACCUGGAAUUGGAACAGUCGAGCAAAUGAUCCAAAAUUAUCUAAAGAGGACACUUGUGGAGUUCCAAUGUGAGUGUGGUUCCAACACAUCAUUGCAGCACUCCUCUUUCAUCAGCCUGCCAAAAGUGCUGGUCUUGCACCUGAAGCGCUUUGUGUUUUUUUCAGUCUUUGGGUCAAUAAAGGUCCGCCGCCCUGUUUGCCUUACAAAGGACUUAGUGGUGACAUCCAGACAAGGUGGCGCUUGCUACAGUUUGGUCAGUGUGAUCAAUCAUACUGGCUUCACAACAACCAGUGGACACUACAUCAGUGAUGGGGUGGACCCGGCAGUGGGAGAAGAGGACUUAACUGAUCGCUGGUUUACCUACAAUGACUUACAAGUUGAAGAAACAAGUUGUGUUUCUGUGUGCAACCAGCGUCAAACUACUGCCUACGUCCUUUUCUACAGAAAGCAUGAGUAGACGAUCCUGCAAGUCACCAACAAGUGUGUGAUAGGUUCCCUGCUCCUCUCUUGGCCUAUGGGUCCAAGACUUGUACCCCGAGUUGUGGCGAUAUGAGAGCCUAUUGUUUGGAUUUGAGCGCAGCAGAAAGGGGUGCCAAAAUAAUGUUCAGCACCCAGGGACAUAAGACAAAGGCAGCUUUUGUUCAGCAGUACAUGAGGAAAGCAUGCGGAUACGUAGCUCCAAGACAUUCAUCCAUCCAAAGAAGCUUC
This is a messenger RNA of Entelurus aequoreus (snake pipefish), 1974 nucleotides long. RefSeq names its product ubiquitin carboxyl-terminal hydrolase 37-like. Bases 401 to 1723 code for a protein of 440 amino acids. Gene Ontology annotation, biological process: protein deubiquitination; G1/S transition of mitotic cell cycle. Gene Ontology annotation, cellular component: cytosol; nucleus. The record is from RefSeq and is a predicted model, not a curated record. Gene Ontology annotation, molecular function: cysteine-type endopeptidase activity; cysteine-type deubiquitinase activity. The transcript has 16 exons. NCBI's taxonomy places the organism in Eukaryota, Metazoa, Chordata, Actinopteri, Syngnathiformes, Syngnathidae.